Messenger RNA from Rhinolophus ferrumequinum (greater horseshoe bat), 1760 nucleotides. RefSeq names its product galactose-1-phosphate uridylyltransferase (gene GALT). The record is from RefSeq and is a predicted model, not a curated record. Bases 70 to 1209 code for a protein of 379 amino acids. NCBI's taxonomy places the organism in Eukaryota, Metazoa, Chordata, Mammalia, Chiroptera, Rhinolophidae. Gene Ontology annotation, biological process: beta-D-galactose catabolic process via UDP-galactose, Leloir pathway. Gene Ontology annotation, cellular component: cytoplasm. Gene Ontology annotation, molecular function: zinc ion binding; UDP-glucose:hexose-1-phosphate uridylyltransferase activity. The transcript has 11 exons.
AGACCUAUUAAUGGGUGACAGGCAGCUGGGCAUACGUUUCAGAAGAUCUCUCCCAACAACUGUGGCCUCAUGUCGCGCAGCGGAGUGGGUCCUGAGCAGCACCGGCAGGGGUCAGAGGCGGACGCUACCGCUACACCCUUUCAGGCAAGAGAGCAUCAGCAUAUCCGCUACAACCCGCUACAGGAUGAGUGGGUGCUGGUGUCAGCUCACCGUAUGAAGCGGCCCUGGCAGGGACAAGUAGAGCCCUCGCUUUUGAAAGCGGUGCCCCGCCAUGACCCCCACAACCCUCUGUGUCCUGGUGCCACACGGGCCAAUGGAGAGGUGAAUCCCCACUACGAUAGCACCUUCCUGUUUGACAACGACUUCCCAGCUCUGCAGCCUGAUGCACCCAAUCCAGGACCCAGUGAUCACCCCCUUUUCCAAGCAGAGGCUGCUCGAGGCGUUUGUAAGGUGCUGUGCUUCCACCCCUGGUCGGAUGUGACUCUGCCACUCAUGUCAGUUCCUGAGAUCCGCGCUGUUGUGGAUGUGUGGGCCUCAGUCACAGAAGAGCUGGGUGCCCAGUACCCUUGGGUGCAGAUCUUUGAAAACAAAGGAGCCAUGAUGGGCUGUUCCAACCCCCACCCCCACUGCCAGGUGUGGGCCAGCAGUUUCCUGCCAGAUAUUGCCCAGCGUGAGGAGCGAUCUCAGCGGGCCUAUCAGAGUCAGCAUGGAGAGCCCCUGCUGAUGGAGUAUGGCCGCCAGGAGCUGCUCAGGAAGGAACGUCUAGUUCUAACCAGUGAGCACUGGUUAGUGCUGGUUCCCUUCUGGGCAGUGUGGCCCUUCCAGACACUGCUGCUGCCCCGUCGGCAUGUGCGGCGGCUGCCUGAGCUGACCCCUGCUGAGCGUGAUGAUCUAGCCUUCAUCAUGAAGAAGCUCUUGACCAAAUACGACAACCUAUUUGAGACCUCCUUUCCCUACACCAUGGGCUGGCACGGGGCUCCCAUGGGAUCAGAGGCUGAAGCCAACUGGGACCACUGGCAGCUGCAUGCUCAUUACUACCCUCCACUCCUGCGCUCUUCCACUGUCCGGAAAUUCAUGGUUGGCUACGAAAUGCUUGCCCAGGCUCAGAGGGAUCUCACCCCUGAGCAGGCUGCGGAGAGACUAAGAGCACUUCCUGAGGUUCAUUACAGCCUGGGGCCAAAGGACAGGGAGACAGCAGCCAUCUCCUGACCACGCUGACCCCAGGGCCUUCUGUCUGAAAGUACCAGUGCCUAGGGUUUGGGCAGAUGUGGGGUCAAUAAAACUGUACUUCUCAAACUUUAAUCACAAAUUCUAACGCCAGAGGAAUGUGAUCUCUAACCCUUGGAGGUCUGGGGUUAAAGGCUGAAGGCAUAGCUCCUGCCACAAAUUUUCUUUGCCUGCAGAUGUGCAACCACUUAAGGAUACCAAAAUUCCCCUCUAAAUCUCUGAACAAAAUGAAUACUCAGUGUUAUGUCUGGCCUAUAGAUUCUCUUACUCCUGGAGUAACAAAGCCAUCUCAGUUUAGGAAACUGAUUUAAAAUCCUGUGUUCUUGUGUGUGGCUGAGGCUUUGGGAAAGUAAGAGCCCCCCUUGCCACCACCCCUAGGGUGUCAGCUCACUAAGCUUGGGCCUGAAGUUUUGGUGGGGAGCUGGUUAGCAGAAUCCUGGUCCCAGUGGUCAGUGGCCAGACCCUGGGCUGCUGGCCAGAACCCUGGCUUUGUGAGUGGCUGCAGCUUGGCUCUGCUCCAGCCCACAGGGGCU